This is a messenger RNA of Paramecium sonneborni, 852 nucleotides long. The record is from the annotation of a GenBank genome assembly. NCBI's taxonomy places the organism in Eukaryota, Ciliophora, Oligohymenophorea, Peniculida, Parameciidae.
AUGGCAGUACCAUUAUAAGUAUAUGAGUUAGGAAAUGCAUGCAAAAAGUUUUUAUUUUCAGCAGAGUUAAUAGGUAUGCUUACACUUUUAACUUUUCAAAACAAGUUGACUUUAAUUAUUGGAAUCAGAUUAUUGAUUGAGACUUUUGCUGCAGGAUAUUUUUAUCUUAAAUGUAGUGAUUCUGCUGGUGAGCCAAUCUAAGAAUAAUAAGAUUAUGAAAUGGGUGAAAUAUCAUUUUCAAGUUAAAGAGGAGACAAUGGAUAAUUUGAAUCUUAAACACCUGAUAGAAAUGAAUGUUAAGAAUGCAAAAUUGUUUAACCCUAUAGAACAAAACAUUGUUCAAAAUGUUAGAAAUGUAUUCCUAAAUAUGAUCAUCAUUGUUUCUGGAUUGGAGGAUGUGUAGGUGAAUUGAAUCAUAGAAUGUAUUGGUUAUUUCUUUUCUUUCAAUGUUUACUCUGCUUUGAUGCAUUACUAUAAUUUCAGAAUUAAUUUACAUUCUAUUCAAUUUAUGAUGAAGAAUUUGGACAUGAUUAAUACUAACCAUACUAUUUUUUUAUUUUGAUUAUGGCAGCAACAUCUUUUGGGUUUGGAAUAUUCACUGGGACUUUACUUAUUUAUCACACUAUGUUGAUCUUGACAGGUAAAACUACUUGGGAACAUACAAAAAGAGAUAAGAUUUCAUAUCUCAAUUUUUAUCCAAAAUAUUAUCACCCUUACAAUUAUGGUUUCAUAGAGAAUAUCAAAUUAACAUUUUUUCAUAAAAGUAUUCUAUCUCAUUGGAUACCACCACAAAAAGAUUAAAUUUAAGAAUAAUGUAAUAUAUUUGAUAACAAAUAUUACUCUUGUUGUUGA